AUGCAGUUAAGAAUAGAAAAAAUACAAUUUUUGUUUCAAAAUGAAGAGAUUUCAGAACACUUUAACAAACUGAUGUUUAAAUGCGAACAUGCGUAUUGGCACUACAUUGACUUAAUUCUGGAAAAUCCAAAAGAACCAGGAAUUUCUCAUUCCGAGUUUGUAUUCCAACUACUGAAAUGCUCCAAAAAAACUGAAAAUUAUGUAGAUAAUUUUCAUAAAAAUUUUCAGAAAUGGGUGGAAUACAAAACUCAGAUUCCAACGUGUGGAGCCAUUUUGUUGGAUCCUUCACUUCAAUUCUGCGUAAUGGUGCAAGGGAGCAGUGGGAAGUGGGGGUUUCCGAAAGGAAAGAUGGGAGAAGGUGAAGAGCCUGCUGAUUGCGCUAUACGUGAGGUUAGCUACGCCUUCCUUUUUCAAUUUAAAAAUCAGACUAUGACAGACAGAAUCUGCCACUGA
Molecule: messenger RNA, 453 nt
Organism: Helobdella robusta
Lineage: Eukaryota; Metazoa; Annelida; Clitellata; Rhynchobdellida; Glossiphoniidae
Exons: 4
Coding region: 1-453 (150 amino acids)
Biological process (GO): deadenylation-dependent decapping of nuclear-transcribed mRNA
Cellular component (GO): cytoplasm; P-body
Molecular function (GO): RNA binding; manganese ion binding; hydrolase activity
Source: RefSeq, a predicted model, not a curated record